Messenger RNA from Chroicocephalus ridibundus (black-headed gull), 1246 nucleotides. RefSeq names its product transmembrane p24 trafficking protein 1 (gene TMED1). The transcript is spliced from 4 exons. Gene Ontology annotation, biological process: Golgi organization; intracellular protein transport; endoplasmic reticulum to Golgi vesicle-mediated transport. The coding region runs from base 137 to 1039 and encodes 300 amino acids. Gene Ontology annotation, cellular component: endoplasmic reticulum-Golgi intermediate compartment; Golgi apparatus; COPII-coated ER to Golgi transport vesicle. NCBI's taxonomy places the organism in Eukaryota, Metazoa, Chordata, Aves, Charadriiformes, Laridae. The record is from RefSeq and is a predicted model, not a curated record.
ACCCAAACUUGCCACAGGACGCCCUAAAUAUGCCCCCGGGUCCCCCCCGCGGUGCACUGUGGGAGACGGGCUCCCCUCAGCAGCGGCCCCGGCGCCCGGGCUGAGGAGGGGGGAGGGCCCUGGUCCAGGCCGGCCAAUGAGAAGCCAGAACGCCAGGCGCCGGCAGGGACCAGCCAAUGAGCGGAGAGGAUUCCGGCCCCGAGGACCCCGGCCCGCGGGGCGGCCCCCGGCGGAGCCUGAAGCCCCGCCGCGCCGCUCCCGCCUCAGGCGCCCGCCGCGGCCACUCCUCUUCUCCUCGCCGGGUCCUUGGCGGGGGGCGGGGCCUGCCUUAAAGGCGCCGCGGGCAAAGAUGGCGGCGCGCUGGCUGUGGCUGCUGGCGCUCUGGGCCCGGCCCGCCGCCGCCCCGCCGCCGCCCGACGCCGAGGUGACCUUCGUGCUGCCCGCCGGCCGCCGGGAGUGCUUCUACCAGGGUGCGCCCGGCAACGCCUCCAUGGAGGCCGAGUACCAGGUGAUCGGCGGGGCCGGGCUGGACGUCGACUUCUCCCUGGAGAGUCCCUCGGGGCGGCUGCUGGUCCGGGAGCACCGGCGCUCCGACGGCGCCCACACCGUGGAGCCCACCGAGGCCGGCGACUACAAGCUCUGCUUCGACAACUCCUUCAGCACCAUCUCGGAGAAGUUGGUUUUCUUCGAGCUGCUCUUCGACGCCCGCCCGGAGGAGGAGGAGGAGGAGGAGGAGGAGGAAGAGGAGGGGGGGGAGGAAGGCGAGGGCUGGCCGGCGGCGCCCGAGGACGCGCUGGACGUCAAGAUCGAGGACAUCAAGGAAUCCAUCGAGACUAUGAAGAGCCGCCUGGAUCGGAGCAUCCAGAUGCAGACGCUGCUCCGAGCUUUCGAGGCUCGAGACCGGAAUCUUCAGGAGAACAACCUGGGCCGGGUGAACUUCUGGUCGGCCGUGAACUUGGGGCUGCUGCUGGUGGUGGCCGUUCUCCAGGUCUACACGCUCCGGAGCCUCUUCCAGGACAAGCGGACGGUGCGGACGUAGACAGGGGACGGGGACGGACACACGCACGGAAUAUUCCGGAGCCGGGACACCCCCCCCCCACCUCCGCCACGGCUGCCGUUUCUCCCUCCCGGCGGGGAUUAAACCCACCCAGUUCUGCCCCGGUGUCUCGGAGAAUCCCGGGGGGAAGGGGGCGGGGGGGGGGUUUUGGGGUGAAACCCCCGCGUUUAAUCACUGCAGGGUCUCAGA